GGCUGUGUCGUGUCGGGCGGUCGACGGUGACUUUCCGCUGCGGUUAAACUCGUUUAAACGUUUUAUUUACCGUGCUGUUUACCGGCGUCAUGUCUCACACCGUCAUCACCACGACAACAACGACCAGGACAUCCGGGGAGAGCGGCCUGAACCUGGGCUACACCCGGACCAUCCCGGGACUGCUCAAGAUCGGACAGCUGAUCUCCCUGCUCAUCGCCUUCCUGUGUGUGUUCUGCACUCGCGGCUGGCCCAGCUGGCCGGCCUUCCAGUACUUCGAGGUGGUGACGCUGUGGUUCCUCGUAGCCUUCCUCAUCUUCUUCCUCAUGCACCUGUGCAGGCUGCAGACGAGGAUGCCCUGCAUCAACUGGCCGCUGACGGAGUUCUUUCAUUACUCUGUGGGAUGCAUCCUCAUCUUCAUCGCCUCCAUCAUCGCCUCGGCGAAGAGCGGUGGAGUUUCAGCGCUGGUGGCCGGAUCGGUGUUUGGAUUCAUAGCGACGUUCCUGAUGGCCGUGAACUUGUGGACGUCUUACAGCGUGGCUUGUGGGCCUCAGUCUGCCGUGUAAAAAGCAUCCCGUCACGAUGGAGUCCGAUGGCUGUGUUGGCAGUCUGCUGUGUCCUGGUUCUUCUCUGCUAAUCGACCGCCUGAAUAAAUCGAUGUGAUCAU
This is a messenger RNA of Pelmatolapia mariae (spotted tilapia), 664 nucleotides long. RefSeq names its product CKLF-like MARVEL transmembrane domain containing 7 (gene cmtm7). The record is from RefSeq and is a predicted model, not a curated record. The coding region runs from base 90 to 563 and encodes 157 amino acids. Lineage: Eukaryota; Metazoa; Chordata; Actinopteri; Cichliformes; Cichlidae. The transcript has 5 exons. Gene Ontology annotation, cellular component: membrane.